This is a messenger RNA of Tachysurus fulvidraco (yellow catfish), 6756 nucleotides long. It is a transcript of the gene lrp6, whose product is annotated as low density lipoprotein receptor-related protein 6. The coding region runs from base 33 to 3506 and encodes 1157 amino acids. Gene Ontology annotation, biological process: receptor-mediated endocytosis involved in cholesterol transport; Wnt signaling pathway involved in somitogenesis; canonical Wnt signaling pathway. Gene Ontology annotation, molecular function: protein binding. The record is from RefSeq and is a predicted model, not a curated record. Lineage: Eukaryota; Metazoa; Chordata; Actinopteri; Siluriformes; Bagridae. The transcript has 17 exons.
AUCUCCGAUGCUGUCGUGUCUUUACCAGAUACAUGUACUGGACCGACUGGGGUGAGAUCCCUAAGAUUGAGCGCGCUACACUGGAUGGAACUGAGCGGGUUGUGAUGGUGAACACUUCCCUGGGCUGGCCCAACGGCCUAGCGCUCGAUUAUGCAGAGAGGAAAAUCUACUGGGGAGAUGCUAAGACUGACAAGAUCGAGAUGAUGAACAUGGAUGGAACCGGUCGCAGGAUCUUAGUCGAGGACAAACUUCCACAUAUAUUUGGUUUCACCCUCCUGGGCGACUACGUUUACUGGACAGACUGGCAGCGGCGGAGCAUCGAGCGUGUGCACAAACGCACUGCCGAAAGGGAAGUCAUCAUUGACCAACUGCCCGACCUCAUGGGACUGAAGGCCACCUACGUCCACCAGGCUUUUGGUACAAACCCAUGUGCUGAGAACAACGGUGGGUGCAGUCACCUGUGCCUGUACAGGCCACAGGGUGUGUCCUGUGCCUGUCCCAUUGGCCUGGAGCUCAUGAGCGACAUGAGCACGUGCAUUGUACCCGAAGCCUUCCUGCUGUUCUCGCGUCACACUGACAUCCGCCGUAUCUCCCUCGAAACCAAUAACAACAACGUAGCCAUCCCGCUCACCGGGGUCAAGGAGGCGUCAGCGCUCGAUUUCGAUGUGACUGAUAAUCGCAUCUACUGGACCGACAUCACACUGAAGACCAUCAGUCGAGCAUUCAUGAAUGGCAGUGCCUUGGAACAUGUGGUGGAGUUUGGGCUGGAUUACCCAGAGGGUAUGGCGGUGGACUGGCUGGGCAAGAACCUGUACUGGGCUGACACCGGGACGAACCGCAUAGAGGUGGCAAAGCUGGAUGGCCAACACAGGCAGGUCCUGGUGUGGAAAGACCUGGACAGUCCACGAGCUCUAGCACUGGACCCUGCUGAAGGUUUUAUGUACUGGACCGAAUGGGGAGGGAGACCCAAGAUUGACCGUGCGGCCAUGGACGGCACCGGGCGCAUCACACUGGUGCCCAACGUGGGCCGCGCAAACGGGCUCACCAUCGACUACGCCGAGAGACGGCUGUACUGGACCGACCUGGACACCACGCUUAUUGAAUCUUCCAACAUGCUUGGUCUUGAACGCGAGGUGAUUGCAGAUGACUUGCCCCACCCUUUUGGUCUCACGCAAUACCAAGACUACAUUUACUGGACGGACUGGAGCCAGCGCAGCAUCGAGCGUGCUAACAAAACCAGCGGGCAGAACCGCACGCUCAUCCAGGGCCAUCUGGACUACGUCAUGGACAUCCUGGUGUUCCACUCGUCACGUCAGGGAGGCUGGAACGCCUGCGCCUCAACCAACGGCCACUGCUCGCACCUGUGCCUGGCCGUGCCAGUCAGCAGUUACGUGUGUGGCUGCCCAGCGCAUUACUCACUUAAUGACGACAACAAGACCUGCAGCGCACCCACCUCUUUCCUUCUCUUCAGCCAGAAGUCAGCUAUUAAUCGCAUGGUAAUGGAUGAGCAGCAGAGCCCUGACAUCAUCCUACCCAUUCACAGCCUGCGCAACGUGCGAGCCAUCGACUACGACCCGCUCGACAAGCAGCUCUACUGGAUCGACUCGAAGCAGAACGUCAUCCGUCGUGCCCAGGAGGAUGGAAACCAGAGUAUGACCGUGGUGUCCAACACAGUGGGGGGCCACAAUCUGGCCUUACAGCCAUUUGACAUGAGCAUCGACAUCUACAGCCGCUUCAUCUACUGGACCAGCGAGGUGACCAACGUGAUUAACGUGACGCGUCUCGACGGCUCUCGCGUUGGCGUGGUGCUCCGUGGAGAGCACGACAAGCCACGGGCCAUUGUAGUUAACCCCGAGAGAGGGUACAUGUACUUCACCAACAUGCAGGAGCGCUCUGCUAAGAUCGAGCGAGCGGCUCUGGACGGCACUGAGCGAGAGGUGCUGUUCUUCAGCGGCCUGAGCAAACCCGCGGCCCUCGCUAUCGACAACGAGCUGGGUAGACUGUUCUGGGCCGACAUGGACCUGCGGCGCAUCGAGAGCAGCGAUCUAUCUGGCGCCAAUCGGAUCGUUAUCGAAGACUCCAACAUACUGCAGCCAGUGGGUCUGACGGUGUUCGGGAAUCACCUCUACUGGAUCGAUCGACAGCAGCAGAUGAUCGAGCGCAUCGACAAGACGACGCGUGAGGGCCGCACCAAAAUCCAAGCUCGCAUUACCGCGCUUACAGACAUCCACGCGGUCCACGAGCUUCACAUGGAUGAGUACAAUAAACACCCCUGCACCCAAGAUAACGGCGGAUGCUCCCACAUCUGCAUAGUGAAAGGAGACGGUACGACCCGCUGCUCCUGCCCGGUUCACCUGGUCCUUCUGGUAGACGAGCUUUCCUGUGGAGAGCCUCCCACGUGUUCUCCAGAGCAGUUCUCGUGCACCUCAGGAGAGGUUGACUGCAUCCCUCGGGCCUGGCGCUGUGACGGAUAUGUGGAGUGUAAAGAUGAAAGCGACGAGCACGACUGCCCCGUGUGCUCGGACGACGAGUUUCAGUGCGACAGCAAGCAGUGCGUGGAACUCUCACUGCGCUGCAACGGAGAGAUCAACUGCCAGGACCGCUCAGACGAAAACAAGUGCGAUGUUCAUUGCCCUCCGGAUCAGUUCACCUGUAAUAACGGUCAGUGCAUCGGCAAACACAAGAAGUGCGACCAUAACAUGGACUGCACAGACAACUCUGACGAGAUCGGCUGCUACCCCACAGAGGAGCCUUCCCCUCAGCCCACCAACACCAUCGGCUCCAUCGUCGGUGUCGUGAUGACACUGUUCGUGGUGGGCGCUGUGUAUUUUGUGUGCCAGCGUGUCCUUUGCCCUCAGAUGGUGGGCGAUGGCGAAACCAUGACCAACGAUUUUGUCGUGCACGGACCCUCCUCCGUACCGUUGGGCUACGUGCCCCAUCCGAGCUCCUUGUCCGGUUCUCUUCCAGGCAUGUCUCGUGGGAAGUCUGUGAUCGGCUCGUUGAGCAUCAUGGGUGGAAGCAGUGGACCGCCGUACGAUCGUGCUCACGUGACGGGCGCUUCCUCCAGCAGUUCGUCCAGCACUAAGGGCACUUACUUUCCUCCUAUCCUGAACCCUCCUCCUUCUCCGGCUACAGUGCGCUCUCAGUACACAAUGGAGUUCGGCUACUCAUCCAACAGUCCCUCAACACACCGCUCAUACAGCUACAGACCAUACAGCUACCGGCACUUUGCUCCUCCCACCACGCCGUGCAGCACAGACGUGUGCGACAGUGACUACACACCAGGCCGCAGAGCACAGCCCGUGUCCUCCAGCGUCAUGGCAAAAGGCUACGCAAGCGACGCCAACUACGACUCCGAGCCGUUCCCACCUCCUCCCACGCCACGCAGCCAGUACCUGUCAGCCGAAGAGAACUGCGAAAGCUGCCCGCCGUCGCCGUACACAGAACGCAGCUACUCGCAGCACCUUUACCCUCCACCUCCCUCGCCCUGCACCGACUCGUCCUGAGUCCCACCGAUCACGUCCAGAACCCUGCCCCACCUCGCCAUUUCAACCGGUGUAAAUAGCAUUUGUGCAUAGAAUGACUUUUUUUUUUUUUUUUUAAAUAGACUGACUGAUGUGUAUGUUGUUCUGUUAAAGAACAAGAAACAGUUUUUAGCGAGAUAAAAAAAGACACUUUGGCGUGCAGAGGUGGUGGAUACCUGUAAAAAAAAAAAAAAUAAGAAAGAAAGAAAAGAAAGCAUAUUUAUAUAUUUUCUAUACAGCGUUUAUUGGUUAUGCCAUAGAGCUUUGUAUUGCUAAAAAAAAAAUUUGUACAUUUUUUUAAAAGAAGAAAAAGUUUUAUUAAAAUCACACAGACAUCAUGUUGCCUUAAUCCAAGAGUGUGUAAUCAAGCCACCUGUUAUUAGGCUGAAGCACUCAGGAAACGUGGGGGAGAGAAGUGCAGCUUGUUAACUUUUACUGAUGCCAAAAAAGAAACCCAGCAAGUCAGAGAGAAUGGACAGACAAGGAGAAUGGAGCCUCCCUGUGGCUGUUACUGGCAUUACACUAGCCAGCUCUGUUCUGUUGGGGCCAUUUUGUCUGAAGCUCAACCACUAGAUCUUCUGAUCAGCCAGUCCACCCAGACCCCUCCUACUACCUUAUAGAAGACCGUCUUGCUUCUGCUGACCUUUUCCACCUAUUUUUUGCCGAGUUUUUUUGUACAGCACAACGCAGCUUUACUGGAAAGCGAAAAGCUGAUGGAAACGUAGCAAUAAGAUGACAGAUGGUCAGACGUGUGGAGCUGCUGAUUUAGUCAUCAAGACGACUCCUUUUGGCUCCAGUGGCUCUGCUCCAUGACUGACAGACUGACAGACAGACAGACGAGGAGACGCCACUCUACAGUAUCGAGCAAAUAACCAAAAUGCUUCACUUUUGCCUCAAACCUUUUUUCUUUUUUCCUGUUUUGUUCUGUUCCCCUCCUCGUUUCUUGGCUGACUGCAAAUGCAGAGACGUCUCUAGUAGGUGUUCACAUCUCGGAGCACAUCUGUCAUAUACUCUGUCCUUUCUCCCUGUCACCUCCUCACCGGCCAUCAGCACUGUUUAUUCCUUAUAGGGGAAUUUUAUAUUCAUCAUAAACAUUCAGCACACAAACACGGUUAUUGUGCCUGAGCAGGUUUUUUUGUUUUUUGUUUUUUUAAAGCUCUUUUAAAUCAUUUUGCCUCUCUCACACACUCUCUCUCUCCGUCUCCGUCUCUCUCCCUCUCUCUCUAAACCCCCCCCCUUUCUCUCUCUCUCUCUCUCUCUCCCUCCUUUCUCUCUCCCUCUCUCUUUCUCUGUCCAUCUCUCACACCCUCUCUCCCUUUCCUGCCCUCUCUCUCUCUCCCUCCCUCUCUCUCUCUCGUGCUUUCCCCCCCUCUCUCCGUCUCUAUCUCUCUCUCUCUCUCUCUCUCCGUCUCUCCCUCUCUCAGACUACCAGUGCCCAAAAAAUCUAAAUAUUUUUGUACCACAUAUUGUAUAGAUACCAUAUUUAUAAGCUAUAAAAAAGGAAGAAAACUUGUAAAUCUCUCCACGAUAUCCUUGCAGUGCUUUUACCAGUAUGCUUUCAAUAUAUGCUUGGUUCUAUUUUUCUAUAUAAAAAAAAAUAUGACGGUGAAAGUACAGUGACAAUCCGUGCUGAACAUCAGAAGCCGAAGGACGUCGUCUCACGAGUGUCUGUCUCGUUAGCGUAAAAAUCUACAGCUACUCUGACAUCACUUGUGUUUUUUUUUCAGCAGGAACCUUUUUUUUUUGUUGUUUUUUUUUUUUAAGUCCUGGAGUCUUUUUUUUCUUUUUUCUUUUUUUUUUUGCUUGCUUUUCAAGGACAGAGAUGUGAUGAUGGACCAGCUCUGAUGCUCUUUAUACACACAAACCUACGUGUCCGUUUAAACCGUCUUCGGUUCGUGGCUGAAUCGGGACUCUUCAAUCACUCGUGUGAUUAACACGAGGGGUAACGAGGGACAUUGCACCAGCAUAAAUAUUUCACUCUUCUUGCUCUUACAGACUUUUUGAUCGCCCCAUUUUAUCAGCUGCAUGGAAUGACAUGUCAGAGAAGAGACACCCAAGAAGCAUCGCACGCGUCCCGGUUGUUUUGUAGACAAUCAGCAGGAUGCUCUGUUUCGGCGCUUCUGUUCGACACGGCGUGCGGCAUUGAGCCGAAAGUAAUGCUCACCAAAAGAAUGCUCACUACCUGCGUGGGCAGCUUUUUCUUUCUGAUUUGUUUUUAGAUCGGCUUUUACUUUGGGAAAAUCUCUACAGUUGUAGUCACGCUGCUGCCUUGUUUUCCUCUGCUCACGAUCCACUGCAUCAUUCACUGUGAUCAAUCUGAAUCGUUCUCAUGCGGUACAAUCAGAAACAUAUCUGUUUACAUUCUACACAUUUGUCCCCUUAGGCCCUGAUGGUCUCAACCUACUGCAAGGGCUCUUGGGUAAUUUCCCUUCUCAGUGUAUCAGUCAUUUGAUUUACCAUCCAGUCAAACCAGCAUUGUCGUCAGGCAAUAUUCUCAGCCUCCAACUGCACUUUAGGGUACUUCGGCUUAGUUAGCGGUACAACGCGCAAGUCUGAAACCUGCGCCAAGGUGUGACAAAGUUCUCAAUCAAUCAGCAUUUUAUUAGCUGUUCUCCUAGUUUCCUUGGUUUUAGCAAUGUAUCGUUAAAAAAAUAAACAGUCUAUCAAACAUUAAGUGGCUACCAAAGGUAUGAAACUCUUAUCAGGAUCAGGCCUUACUGUUUGAAAGGAAUUCAUCGUUUUUUAAAGCGAAAAUUUAUUUUAUUUUUUUGUUAUUUUUUUUUCUCUUCUCUUAAAUCAGAGAGAUAAUGUUUAGACUCCAGGAUGGGGGUUUACGACGGUCACAGAGCGAGCUGCCUCAUGCUUCCGUGGAGGGUAAAACAUUAAGCACUUUGGUUCCUGCGUGUAGGAUGAUAGCAGAGCGUUGAGAUGGAGAGUGAAGGACAGUGGGGCCUGUCGAUCGAACAUCUAUUUUCUUGUCAGCAUUUUGGUUUGGUUUUGGAUACCAUGGUGCUUUGCAAGGGUAUAUUCCAAGGUGACCAACAUUUGGUUAGUAAUAAGUCAUGUAUUUUUGUUAUUCCACUAACUCGGUUAUUUUGUACAUUGAUCGCUUUACAUGUAAACAUUGUAUAAAAUGGACAUGUACAGCCACAUGUAACUACUAUAAGCUGUCGUAGCAAAUGUUGAUUAUUAUUAUUUUAUUUUUUUUUUUUAAAUAAAAUGAUUGAUGACG